CUCAGAUGUGAUUGUGCCGCCACGCGGAGCCUAUUGAAUUUUCCAGAUGACGGAGGGGCUUUCAAAUUGAUUCUAGGAAGAGAUAAGCAAACAUUGCAUUCGCCAGCCAUUACAGCCACGAAUAACGUAGAAUUGAUUUUUUGUGCUGGUAAUCAUUUAUCGCAUACACAAAGCAAAGUGCAGCAGCAAGCAAACAACAAUUCAUCAUGGGCUCUACAAUACCGACGGAUGAGCUUCCAGCCCUCCGAACUCAACCCAAGAUCAUCUUCUUCACGGACUUUGACGGAACAAUAACGGUACAGGACUCCAACGACUGGCUGACGGACAACCUCGGCUACGGCCGCGAGAAGCGGCGGGCGGCCAACAUUGACGUGCUCGAGGGCCGCGUCGACUUCCGCGACGUCUUCACUGGCAUGCUGGAGUCGGUCCCCGUGCCCUUCAACAAGUGCGUCGACCUGCUGCUCGAGAACGUCGAACUCGACCCGGCGUUUGCCCGCUUCUACGAGUGGUGCCGCGACAACAACGUCCCCAUCGUCAUCCUGAGCGGCGGCAUGCGGCCCAUCAUCCAGGCCCUGCUCCGGAAGCUGAUUGGGGAGGAGGCCGUGAGCAACAUCCAGAUCGUGAGCAACGACGUCGCCGUCAGCAAGGGAAAAGCUACCAUGGAUGAGCCCAAUGGCUGGGAGAUUGUGUUUCAUGAUGACAGCGGGUUUGGCCACGACAAGUCGAUUGAGAUUCGCAAAUACUCGAGCCUCAAGGAGAGGCCAAUCAUGUUGUACGCUGGUGAUGGCGUGUCGGAUCUGUCUGCUGCCAAGGAGACAGACUUGCUGUUUGCCAAAGAGGGCCGUGACCUCGUCAAGUUCUGCGAGACCGAGAAGGUGCCUUACACAACGUUCUCCGACUUCUCAUCUAUCCUAGAGACAGUCAAGGACUUGUCAGAUGGCAAGUUGAGCGUCAAGGAUGUGGCAAAGAAGUUUGAUUGAAGGAUAUAAACAGGAUUGAUCACACAAACAACAUGAAAUCGGAGUGCAGACGGUAUAGAGACUGCAUUGGAUUUCGUUAUUGUUAGAACUGACGGCUACUCCUUUUGCUAUAGUGAGCGAUAUUCCGUUACGAUAGACCAUGAUAGAAUAAGAAACGAAUAAGAAAAAUAAAUCGACUUGGAGUGGUCCACGCAGAGCUGACACUGACAGCCGACUUUGAAGAUGCCCCUUCCCACCUACUCAACACGCUUGCGCUCCCUGUUCAACCACCACCAACAAACCGCCAUAAUACCAAAAAGCCCAAUCGCGAUGGGGUGUAGCACAAAAGUCCCAGCCACCUGCGCCAACAGCCCGGUCGUAAACGGUGCGGCGGCACCUCCCGAGCUCCCAAACGCAGUGAUGACCCCCAUGCCGCUCAGCCUCUCGCGGCGGCCCAUCAACCGGAGCCACACGGUCACGCCGCAGGGGUAGACGGGACCCAGAAGCAGCCCGACUAUGGAGACGCUCACGGCAUUUCCGAUGACGUUGGGCACGGCCCAGACGAGCGCCUCGAAGACGGCGGAGCCAAAGGUGCAGACGAAGACGAAGCGGACCUCGCGUCCGGCGACGCGGGUGCUCAAACCCGGCGCCGCUACCAGCAGCCGGCCGAUUGUGAUUCCAGCCCAGAAACCUGCCGUGACGUAACCGACCGAAGCGGGGUCGCCGCCGCGCGCCGUGAUGAGGAACGAAAUGACCCAGCCGCUGAUGGAGACCUCGGCACCCUGGUAGGCAAAGCUGAAGAGGGCGCAGACGAGGAUUACGGGGUUGCGGAGGGCUUGGAGCAUAGUGCCUAGACCGGGGGUGGUUUUGGGCGGUAUUGUGACGCUGUCGUUUGGCGCCUGCUGGACAGGUUGGGCUGAUUCUGGCUCAUAGUGACGAAACGAGAUGUAGGCGAAAACGCCGUUGAAGACAGCCAGACCCAUGGUGAUGAAGUAGUAUCUCGACCAUGCGUCUGUGGUAGCGCCGGGGGCCGUGACGAUGGACGUGGCGAUUAGGGGACCUACGGUGCCGCCGAUGCCGUAUGCGCCGUUAAUGAUGCCGAGAAGAGCGGUCCCCG
Molecule: messenger RNA, 2076 nt
Organism: Pyricularia grisea
Lineage: Eukaryota; Fungi; Ascomycota; Sordariomycetes; Magnaporthales; Pyriculariaceae
Exons: 4
Coding region: 207-980 (257 amino acids)
Molecular function (GO): phosphatase activity
Source: RefSeq, a predicted model, not a curated record